This is a messenger RNA of Telopea speciosissima, 955 nucleotides long. RefSeq names its product ras-related protein Rab7. NCBI's taxonomy places the organism in Eukaryota, Viridiplantae, Streptophyta, Magnoliopsida, Proteales, Proteaceae. The coding region runs from base 99 to 722 and encodes 207 amino acids. The transcript is spliced from 7 exons. The record is from RefSeq and is a predicted model, not a curated record. Gene Ontology annotation, cellular component: vacuolar membrane. Gene Ontology annotation, molecular function: GTP binding; GTPase activity.
CGAUAAUCGCUAGCGGUUGGGUUUGAUUCUCGUGCUGUUUGGUAUUCGUUUUCGAACCCUAAUUUUCAUUGGAAGAGAUUUCGAAGCUUUUCGAAACCAUGGCGUCUCGAAGGCGGAUGCUUCUGAAAGUCAUCAUCCUCGGAGACAGCGGGGUUGGGAAGACAUCUUUGAUGAAUCAAUUUGUGAAUCGUAAGUUCAGUAAUCAGUACAAGGCAACCAUUGGAGCGGAUUUCCUGACAAAAGAAGUUCAGUUUGAAGAUAGGUUGUUCACAUUGCAGAUAUGGGAUACUGCUGGGCAGGAGAGGUUCCAAAGCCUUGGUGUUGCUUUUUACCGUGGUGCAGACUGCUGCGUUCUUGUCUAUGACGUGAAUGUCAUGAAAUCAUUUGAGGACCUCAACAAUUGGCGAGAAGAAUUUCUGAUUCAGGCAAGUCCAUCAGACCCUGAGAACUUUCCAUUUGUAGUGUUGGGUAACAAGAUAGAUGUUGACGGUGGCAACAGCCGGGUGGUAUCUGAGAAGAAGGCAAAGGCAUGGUGUGCCUCCAAGGGGAACAUUCCCUAUUUUGAGACUUCUGCAAAGGAGGGCAUUAAUGUGGAAGCUGCUUUUGAGUGUAUAGCCAAAAAUGCUCUAAAGAAUGAACCUGAAGAAGAAAUAUAUCUUCCUGACACCAUUGAUGUGGCUAGUGGAGGUCGGCAACAACGAUCUACUGGCUGUGAAUGUUAGGGUGUUUGUAGGGAUAUUUGGAUUUGUAUUGGGAUGUGUAAAGGCCACUUCAUUUCAUCAUUCAUAAUGCAGUAAUAAUUCAGGGAAGAUUGUUAGGGGUUCCAUUGUAUAGUAGGGGUGGUCAUAGAAAUGAUGAUGUGUCCAUGGUGUCUCUGUUUCUCCCUUCAAGACUGUCACUUUCCAACUGCAAUUUCUGUAGGUUAUUGAAACAUAUAUGCCAAUAUUCACUGGUC